Durusdinium trenchii is the source of this 2477-nucleotide messenger RNA. The record is from the annotation of a GenBank genome assembly. Lineage: Eukaryota; Dinophyceae; Suessiales; Symbiodiniaceae.
GCCAAACCAACACUUUGUGCCACUCAUCGGUCGCCAAGAACUGAAAAUUGGAACGACCCCAGGCAACUCCGACCAGAGCGAAGAGCGCAAAGAGCGCAAAGAGCGCAAAGAGCGCAGAGCCUGUUGAAAGUAUUUUUUUGUUCAAUUUCCAUCAUUUCAGUACUGCUUUGCACUUGCGUGCAUACUAGCUGGACCCUUCGGAACAGACUCUGAACAACCCAUCAACCACCUCGAUUUGGCUUGAAGUGCCACCUGGGCCUACCAUUCGUAGAACCAGACCUUUGCCGCAGAGCUGCGAUGCAAUGACAUGUUUCGGCGACCUGGGUGUCCUCCUGGGUCUGAGCAUUUUGUGGUCGCGGGUCGAGGCUUCUUGGAGGAGGAAGAGACAGAAGCGCUUGGAUCUCUUGCAAGACCUGGCACGUCGGGUCUUGGGCCGAGAAUUAGUGUCUGGAGGGGGACCUGAAAGCUACGAGAAUACCGUGGCGGAGAGUGUGCUGCGUGCAGUGCGGCAGUACCAGGACCAGCGGCCUAGAUCCGAGCGCUGUGCCCCACCGACCUUCGGAGAAUGCUGUGCUGUGACGCCGGGAUUGAGUGCGGUGCGGUCCUUGAGCAGCUCAGCGGGAGGUUUGCUCAGCCCAAUGCUGCAACACGCCGGCCUGGUGAAGGAUGAGGUGGACGUUGACCCAGAGGACUUACUGUGUGAGGAUGUGAGGUGCUGGCUGAGUUCUACCAGCCGCGGGGAGCUGGAGCGGCACCUGGGCUUCUACCGGCAAGUGCUCAUGCGCCCGGAGGUCUUCGCAGAAGACCCUCGGUUCUUUCACUUGUUGGUCUUCUUGUGUGAGCGGUUGGAAGAGCUUUUAGGCCGUUUGUCUGUGACGUCUAGAGACUGCGCCACACAGCUGGCGAAGGUGAUCUCAAUUGGCAAAGAGCUGCUGGAUGGGUUGCUGCCAGUGCUUUUGCUGUCCAUUUGUGAUUUGUUGGACGGCCCCACGCCGUUGCUGAGCAUUGAAACCCUCCUGAGCUCCAUCGAGACACCGAUCGACGGCUUUGCCAAGCUUUGGGACCUGGAUUGUGGUCGAAUCCUCUACGAGCUGCUCCGGUCCCAGCACUUCCGGGACUUCUGGGAGCUCCGAAGCGACCGAGGCGACCGAGGCCAGACAAAGUUGCUGGACCUUUGGCUGGAGUUGCGGCACUCCUGGGUGGACGCGCUGGAUGAGGGUGAAGACUUGGCACUGGGCAGUGGUAUCCACCAACUCUUUCGCUCCAAGUCCUCCAGGGAGGUGCAACAACAAUACCUCGAUCUCUACAAGCAGCUGGACAACUUGAUCAAGUUCCUUUCGAUGGUGGCACACUAUCGGAGGCUGGCAAACAUUGCCGGCGAUGCUGCCAUGUACCACUUGCGCAGCACACUCCACCACCUCCUGCAAGAGAUCGAGAUCGCAGUGGCGAACACCUUGGCAUUGGUGUCGCGCAUCAUGGAGGAAGUUCGGCGAACUGUCAUGAACAUCACGUCUGGCAACGCCAAAGGUGCGACUGGCCGGACAUUGACGUGGUUGGGAAGGCUUCAAAUGAUUGAUGAACUUUCCGUGGCCAGGUCGGCUACUUCGUUGUUGGAGGCAAUCCAGGAAUUGAGGUUUCUUAGUUCCGAUUCCCGCUUGCCCGAACUUCGCAAAUCGUGUCAACAAAGUUUGCAACAAAUUUGCGAGAUUACUGCAUCUGUGGAAUUUCGAUCGCGAUGUGCCGAGGUUCCGCCAACAGCGCUGUUGGCACCGGAUGUGUUUGUAGGCGACGAUGUGGAGUCACCCAAAGAGGAUCAGAAAUUGGAGAUCUUCGAGGUAGCUGGUGCUCGGAUUGGUCCCCCGGCACACAUGGAAGCUGCUGCCGCACAACCUCUGGAGGCCCUGCGCCAGCCUCUACCUCCGUCAGAGGCCAGCCGGAGUACUCCACCUUCAGAGCUGCAAGGAAAGGAGUGCCAGCAGGAUGAACAGGACCGUUUCUACGAACUUUUCUUUGCGGCCGUCCUGCCACUUCUGGGCGAUGGAACCUCUAUUAGCAUAGAGCAGGCCACAAGCCUUCUACAAAAGGGAGGCUUGUCCGAGCAACAGCAGCAAGAGGCCUUUGAAUCCGUUGGUGCUGAACAGGACUUGGAAAGUGAAGAACUUCGAAGAGUCCUGGAGCGGAUGGCGCGUGUGCAAGAUGGUGACCAGGCCAGUGGCGCUGGUGCCCCACGUCGGAUCCCCUGGAUUCACGGGCUGCUUUGGGACGGCCGGCGGCUGCGGAUUGGAGAAGGUUUCUAUGCACCGUGAGGAGGCCAAAGAGCGGCAAACGGCACUAAAACCACCCUGCUUGUCCAGCAGGAAAGACAAGCAGAACUCUGACAGCAGGAAACAACAGUGGCUAAGUCAAUGUGGAUGUGGCCAAGCACGAAACGCAGUGCCAUGAGGCCAACCAACCAAGGGUGGCCAGACAAUUUCCAC